UUAUUUCUUCAGCACGUGUAGCUAGCUACGCACGUUGCUUAAUUUAUAUUUCUAAAGCGCUGAAUUAAUCAUUUUAGCCAUGGUUCCCAAUGAAAAAAGCUUUCCCCGCGGAGGGACAAUACACACAGACGCCAAGACCGCCGACAAUAAUUCAAAUAUUGUUUUCGGUGCGUCGCAAAAGAAGGUGAAAAAGUCUUCAAAACCAAAGGACAACCUGUUGGAUCUUGGCGAUGAGCCCGUUAACGAGCAGCUGGAGGCCUUCUCCGCGGAGACCCUCAACAUGGACACCCUGCAGGAGGACAUGCUGGUCAUGGGAGUGGUCAAGGGAGUCACCCCCACCGCCCUCCAGGUGGCCUUGCCUGGGAGGAUGUUUGCACGCACUUUGGUGGCGGAUAUAUCGGAGGCCUAUACGAGAGUUGCGAAAGCGGCAAUGUCCGGGGACACCAGUGAUUACCAUGACCUUACGGAUCUGUUCGAGCCGGGCCGGAUAGUCUACGGGCGAGCCAUCAAGACCGAAAAUCUGAACGGAAACCGCACCACCUUGUUACUCUCUCUGAAGCCAUCGGAGGUCCACUCCAAUCUUCAUCACAAGAACAUCAAGAAGGGAUUCAUCUUCUCCGGAGCCAUCGAGGAGAUCCAGGAGCACGGCUACGUGAUCGAGACGGGAGUGCAGGGACUGCAGGCUUUUGUGGCCUGCGAGGAGUCGAAGCAAACGCUUCACGUGGGUCAGUUGGCUUUUAUUAAAGUGCAGCAGAUCCAACACGACACCCACAAGAGCACCGCCACCUGCGUCCUGGUGGAGCAGAGCCAAAUAAAAAUCAAGAGCCAGAACGAAUCGAAUCUGGACUACAUCCUCCCCGGCAGCAUCGUGCGGUUUAAAGUGAGCAAGCACUUAAAGGAUGGCCUUAAGGGCAGCAUUAUGAACGAGUCCUUUGCCGCCUAUAUUAACGAGCACCAUCUGGCCACUCCGCUAGAUGCCUUAGAGGCCUAUGAGGUCAACCAGGACUACUACGCCAGGGUGCUGUACGUGAUGCCGCUCACCAAACUGGUGUACUUAACCCUCAAUCUGGACAUUAAGCCAGAUCCGGAAACAGGGAUCGAAGAGGAGGGUGAUGAGGAGGUAGAACCCAUCCAAGUCGGAUCAGUGGUGGAGAAGGCAAAGGUGCUUCGCCUGGGCAGCGGUGGCGUAGUUCUGCUCCUCAACAAGAAGCUGAAAGGCAUCAUAUCCUUCAAGUCCAUUCGGUCCAACUACAAGGGCAACUACGACAAGGACGAAGUGCUGUCCAAGUACGGGCGCAAAACGAAGCACAAGGUGCGCAUCCUGGGCUACGACGUCAUCGAAUCCAUGUACUACUGCUCCGACGCACCGAACGUGGUGGACGAGAAGGUCUUCAGCCUGACGGACGUAAACACUGGCGACAUCGUCACCGCGAAGAUUGUGAAAAAGAACGAGAAGAUCAACGGCUGGACCCUGAAGAUCGGCAAGGUGACCGCCAGCCUGGAACAGGUAUACCUGGCACCGAAUGUCCGGUACGAGGUUGGCCAGCCGUUGCGGUGCCGCGUUCUGGAGGUAAACUCCGAGCGCAGGAUCUGCUACCUGAGCAACCGCACCGAGUACUUGGACAAGGGAUUGAAGCUGCUAACCGACCUGAGCUCCGCCCAGGUGGGCAAUGUCUACACGGGAACCGUUGUCCGUUGCGAUGACAGCUUCGUUUUGGUGAAGUUUGGAAAUGGCAUUGAGGGAAUACUCUAUAGGAAGAACCUGAAGGCCCAGAGCUCCUUCUUUGAGGGCCAGACCACCAAGUUCCGCAUUCUGAGCAGAAACAAGGACAAGAUAACGCUGACCCUGCCGGAGGACAAGUUCCAGCUGGGAGAGAUCUGCCCGGUGGAGAUAACGAACGCCCUGGAUGCUGGAUUGGAGAUUAAAAUAACCUACGCCGCCGACGACAAGGAGGACGACGAGGAGGGCCUUCCGAAAACGGAGGAGUUUGUGGGCCUCAUCCCUCUGAGGUUGCUCUCCGAUCACUUGGAGCUCCUUCAGGCACAGGUCCGGGUGCACCCUGUGGGCUCACUCACCGAGGCAGCCUGCAUCGUCCAGAACAUCUUCAGCUUGCGCGAUGUGGCCUACUUCAGUAGUCAGAUAACGAAGGACUUUAAGUCGAUCCAGGUCGGUGACAUCAUUCGCUCCUAUGUCAAGAACGCCACCGAUCAAGUGGUGGACCUCAUGGUGUCCGUCAGGGACUACAACAAGCCAGUGAAGGUCCACGUGAAGAUGCUGCGUCUGAAUGCCGUCAAAAACACGCCAGUGGAGCUGGUUCCGGAGCAGCUGCUGAUGGUGAAGGUGCUGAGCAAGGAGCCUGAGACUAAGACCCUGACAGUGUCCGCCAAGCUGACGGAUGUGUGGAGUGGAGACUUGACGGACACUGCCAAAUCGGUGGAAAGAUAUCUGGAUGAAGUGGCCCAGAUUAAGACAGGCCUGGCGGAGAUCUCGGCUCCCAUUGCCAAGUACUCCGUGGGCGAAAAGAUCAGCGUGGUGUUCCAGGGCAUUAACUCGGAGUCCCACGACUGGGUCUACACGGUGGAGGGUCCUUCGAAGACCAGCGCCUUGGUCCUCUCUAGUCUGGCUGGAUCGGCAACUGCUCCUCCGUUGGGCAGCAAGCACCAGGCAGUUGUCCUGUGGGUCGACUAUUCUAGCGAUGUCUUGCUCAUCAGCAACAAGAAGGUGGACAUUGACCACAUAUCCUCCGGUGGGGAUCUGCCCAAGAAUCUGAUCGGAAAGGCUGGCAUGAAGGCGAAGGUGCUGCUGAAGCUGGAGUCCGUUGUGUUGUGCUCCCUGAAGAAGGGCAUCAAUCCGUUGGUCAUCUGCCCGGUGCGCCUGCAUCCCAACGAUGUUGAAAACUCGGCCAGCGCUGGGCUCCGCCAGGGUGACUUCUGCAACAUUGCCUUCAUCCACGACAACCAGCUCAUCGCUGUGCCCGAGGAUGUGUGGCGGCUGUGGAGGGGAGCCAAGCGAUCUAACGCAGAGGAGCCGGCAGUGAAAGCCAAGAAAGCGAAACUAGAAGUGGAGUCUCCCCCAAAGAAAGCGAAACUAGAAGUAGAGACUCCUCCAAAGAAAGCGAAACUAACAGUGGAGACUCCUCCGAAGAAAGCGAAAACCGAUGAAGCGAAAAAGAAACCUAAGCCGGAGGAGCCUUCAGCUAAGAAGAAGAAAAAGGCUGCAGAAACUGCCACACCCACCAUAACCAAUGGCCAAAAGAAGAACCAACCUCUGACCAAUGGAAAGGCGCGAGAGACGGCCAAGCAGAAUGGACAGUUGUUUUUCGAGGAUAAAGCUCCGGCCAAGAAGGUCAAGCAGGAAACCCCAAAGACCAAUGGAACUGACACGAAAAAGCGAAUGCCGGGCGUGUCUAGCUUCUGGGAGAGCGAUCCCAACCAGGCUAAGACCAACUCCAGCGACGAGGAUGAGGAUCAAGAUGCAGCAGAGGCACAGCCAGCUAAGAAGAAGCGACUGAGUGCCAAGGAGAAGGCCAAGGCGGAGGUCAAGGAGGAGCAGCGGUUGCGGGAAAUCGAGGAGCGGAAUGCCGACCCCAAGGCUCGGCUGGAGACCAUCGAUCAGUACGAGCGCCUGGUCAUUGCCCAGCCGAACAACAGCAUAUCGUGGCUGAAGUACAUCGCCUUCCUGCUGUCCAACACGGAGAUCGAAAAGGCUCGCGAUCUGGCGAGGAGGGCCAUUUCCACGAUAUCCUUCCGAGAAACCCAGGAGCUGAGGAACGUGUGGAGCGCUCUGCUCAACAUGGAGCUUGCCUACGGCAGCAACUUCGAUGAGGUGCUGAAGGAAGCCCUCAAGUGCAAUGAUCCUCUAGAGAUCUACAUAUGCGUGGUGGACAUCCUGAAGAAGAACAAGCAGAGGGAGCGCCUCUCCUCGACUCUGACCACCAUCCUCAACAAGUUCAAAUCGCAGGCGAGGAUAUGGCCCUUGGUGGCCGAGUCCUACUUCUGGCUGGGAAAGUCCGACCAGGUGCACAGCCUCCUACAAAGAGCCUUGAAAGUGCUGCCCAACCAAGAACACAUUAGCUGCAUUGUUUCCUUUGCCAAAUUGUAUGCCCGAAACGAUGCCAACGACAUGGCACAGACGCUGCUCGACGACGUGGUCACCUCUUAUCCAAAGCGAAUAGAUAUCUGGUCGGUUUACGUGGACAUGUUGAUCAAGGCUGGGCUCAUCGACUCCGCCAGAAAUGUCUUGGAGCGCGCAGUGCUGCAGAAGCUGAAGCCUAACAAGAUGCAAGUGAUCUACAAGAAAUACCUGCAGCUGGAGGAGAGCCACGGCACGGAGGCCACGGUGGCCAAGGUGAAGCAACAGGCAGAGGAGUGGGUCAAGAACUACACCAUGGCGGUCAAGUAG
This is a messenger RNA of Drosophila bipectinata, 4402 nucleotides long. RefSeq names its product Ribosomal RNA Processing 5 (gene Rrp5). Gene Ontology annotation, biological process: rRNA processing. NCBI's taxonomy places the organism in Eukaryota, Metazoa, Arthropoda, Insecta, Diptera, Drosophilidae. The record is from RefSeq and is a predicted model, not a curated record. Gene Ontology annotation, cellular component: nucleolus; small-subunit processome. Gene Ontology annotation, molecular function: protein binding; RNA binding.